AUGGCUUUGAGGCUUUGCUGUGCCUGGAUUUCCAUCCUCCUCCUCCUACCCGUCCUCUCGGAUGGAGGGAAGCUCCUGGUGGUGCCCAUGAUGGGAAGCCACUGGCUGAGCAUGCAGGAAGUGGUGGAGAAGCUGAGCGAGAGAGGACACAAGGUGGUGGUGCUGGUUCCCGAGGUGAGCUGGCACAUGGAGACAACACAGGCCUACAAGGUGGUCACAUACCCAGUGAGUCAGACCCUGGAAGAGCUGGAUAACUCCUUCAAGGAAUACUUUGCUGCGCACCUGACAGAGAAGCCCUUCCCUCUCAAUGUCCUGGCAAUGUACAAGGCCUAUGUACAGGCUUUCAACAUCUUCUUUGGGCAGUGCAAGGACCUGUUCCGCAGCCAGGAGACCCUGAGGUUCCUCAACCAAAGUGGUUUUGAUGCCAUCCUGACGGAUCCAAUUUUCAUGUGUGGGACCAUCCUUGCUCACCAUCUCUCCCUCCCUUCUGUGUUCUUCAUGAGGGGAUUUGGUUGCGACCUGCACUUUGCAGCCCCACAGAGCCCGAGCCCUCCAUCCUACAUCUCGAGACUCUUCAGCUUCAACUCGGACAACAUGACCUUUUUCCAGCGGGUGGAAAAUGUCCUGAUUUCCCUCCUGGAGCUCCAGUACUGCAACAAUUACUAUGGAGAAGCACUGAAGCUUUCCUCAGAAGUUCUUCAGAGGGAUGUGUCCCUCACGGACCUUGUGAGCUCCGCUGCCGUUUGGAUCCUGAGGUUUGACUUUGUGUUUGAGUACGUCAGGCCAGUGAUGCCCAACAUGGUCUUUGUUGGGGGGAUCCACUGUGCUAAGAAGAAACCACUGCCUAAGGUAAUGUUCCUUUGCCUACAGAUUGUACAUUUCCUGUUGGAAAAGUCAUUAUGCUGUUUCAGGAAGUUUAUCGCUACUGAUUUUUUUUUUUCAUUUCUGGUCAUGAUUUAA
Messenger RNA from Prinia subflava (tawny-flanked prinia), 960 nucleotides. Its product is annotated as UDP-glucuronosyltransferase 1A3-like. Bases 1 to 960 code for a protein of 319 amino acids. Gene Ontology annotation, molecular function: UDP-glycosyltransferase activity. The transcript has a single exon. The record is from RefSeq and is a predicted model, not a curated record. Lineage: Eukaryota; Metazoa; Chordata; Aves; Passeriformes; Cisticolidae.